This is a messenger RNA of Chenopodium quinoa (quinoa), 1115 nucleotides long. RefSeq lists its product as uncharacterized. The coding region runs from base 290 to 805 and encodes 171 amino acids. The record is from RefSeq and is a predicted model, not a curated record. NCBI's taxonomy places the organism in Eukaryota, Viridiplantae, Streptophyta, Magnoliopsida, Caryophyllales, Amaranthaceae. The transcript is spliced from 3 exons.
UACACAUAAAAUAAAAAGAAGUCGAAAAUAAAGAAAGAAAUAUGCCAGCUUUAACUAAGCUGGUAUGAAGUCGCAUUCAUUUCUGAGUUCCAGCGGUUACAUUAGAUGCUUCCACUUCACUACUUCACCUUCCACACCUUUUUUAUCUGUCUUAAUUCUUAAGUACCACCUACUCUUAGCUCUCAUAUAAACUAAAUUAUACCACAUUUCUUCACUUUUAUCAACUACAAAAAUUAAUUUUAGAGAGAAAAAAAAUUAAACCCAGAUCUUUGUAAACUUGCUGAAAAUUAUGGCUUCUAAGCUUGUUAUAAUUGCCAUUAUUGUUCUUGAUGUCAUUGCUUUUGGUCUUGCUGUUGCUGCUGAACAAAGACGAAGCACUGCCCAUAUUGUAACUGAUCCGGACGCAGACUACAAGUACUGUCAGUAUAAUUCAGACAUCGCCACAGGAUAUGGGAUCGGUGCAUUUUUCUGCCUUCUGGCUGGCCAAGCGAUUGCCAUGGCAGCAACCAAAUGCUUCUGCUGUGGUCAGGCUCUCGGUCCAGGAGGAUCAAGGGCUUGUGCUAUCAUGCUUUUCAUCGUGUGCUGGUUGACAUUCUUCAUUGCGGAGAUAUGCUUAUUGGCGGGUUCUGCAAGAAAUGCCUACCAUACAAAAUACAGGUCCUUCUAUGAAGACCGAGCCCCAUCAUGUGAAACUUUAAGAAAAGGAGUCUUUGCAGCCGGAGCUGCAUUCACUUUCUUCACUGCCAUCGUUUCUAAUUUCUACUAUGUUUUCUACUCAAAAGCUAAGGGCACCUUCAGACCAUAAGGCACAGUACAUAUCAUCAGUAUAGUCCCUCAAAUUCCAAGGAGAACACACUAUGAUGAAUUGGGGUUUUCAUUGAUGUGCUCACAAGAACUAUUUUUUGGCCAUUAAUCUUGAUUUUAGAAACUCUUACAAGUAGCAGAUGUCACGUAUUCAAUGUUUGUGUGUUGGUUGUGUAUUUGUCCGAUUGUUUUGUUAGAUUUUUGCUGAUUUGUGAGAGAGAAACAUAUAAUAGAUGGUUCCUGUCAUUGUAAUGUCCCGAUUCUUUGGUUAGUGUGACUUGAAUAUGAAUAAUUGCUAUAGUUUUUGGCGA